GGCCACCCAUUCCGAAACCCUCAUCCCAUCAACUUUGUCCCCUCUCCUAAAUCGAAAUGGAAAACGCUUCUUCCGCCGAUCUACAAUGGCUUCUCCUACGGGGAUGGAACUCCAAGAUGGUCUCGCGAGGUGGCAUCACAUUCAGUCGUGAAGCUGGUAACCUCAAGAACUACCACUCCUACCGAUACUCCGGAUUGGCUCAGCCCAAGCCUUUGUCCAUCACUGCCGCCCCCAAAGGCGGUGUCCUCUAUUCCACCAAGAAGGAAGGUGCCAACCCUCGACACCUCACUUCUGCCCGUAAGACUGUUCGAGCCAGGGGCGCUUGCAUUGCUCCACGGAAAGCUGCUGGAAAAGCUGCCAAGAUCGCCAACAGCUACCGACCUGAUCUCGUCAAGGCUGCUGUCAUCCGAGCAGCCCGAAUCGCCGAGACUACCCGAAAAACCCCUAAGUCUGCUUAAAUCAUGUUAUAAUAUGUUAUGCAACACUCGACUUGGUCGCUUCCACACAAGUUUCAAGCCUAUGGUUUUCAGGUCCUUCAGUCAUUUAUGUGAAAUCAGACAACAUUGCUUUAUUC
Melampsora larici-populina 98AG31 is the source of this 574-nucleotide messenger RNA. RefSeq lists its product as uncharacterized. The record is from RefSeq and is a predicted model, not a curated record. Gene Ontology annotation, biological process: translation. The coding region runs from base 57 to 458 and encodes 133 amino acids. Gene Ontology annotation, molecular function: structural constituent of ribosome. Lineage: Eukaryota; Fungi; Basidiomycota; Pucciniomycetes; Pucciniales; Melampsoraceae. Gene Ontology annotation, cellular component: ribosome; cytosolic large ribosomal subunit. The transcript is spliced from 5 exons.